AUGGCAGCCUCACACUCGCUUCGCUUCACCCUGUGGAUUGCCAUGGUCGUUGAUAUGGUGCAUGGAUGCCCUGAACUCUGUGCCUGCGCGGACAAAUAUGAUCGCCAUUUUGCUGAAUGUUCCUACAGAGACCUAGCUGAAAUCCCCAGCGGACUGCCCUCCAACGUAACGAGCAUGAGUCUCUCUGCAAACAGAAUAAGUUUGAUCGCAUUAGGAAGCUUUGAUAAUGUCACUCAAGUGACGUCCCUAUGGAUGGCCCACAACCAGCUGGUGUCCAUCGAGCUGGGGGCCCUUACACCCCUGUCUCAUUUGCGUAACUUUGACAUCAGCCACAACAAGAUAGUAGAGUUUCCGUGGGAGGAUCUGCAAAACCUCACAGCUCUGAAGAUGUUGAAGAUGAACCACAACGAGAUGGUCAGCAUGCCCAGGGAUGCCUUUUCCAACCUUCGGGACCUGCAGUCGCUCCGUCUCAACAAUAACAGGUUCACUACCAUCGCCGAGGGGACAUUCGAUGGCUUGCUAUCGUUGAACCACUUACAUAUUUACAGCAAUCCAUUUGCAUGCAAUUGCUUCAUUGACUGGCUAAGGGAAUGGAUCUCCACAACGCCUAUUAUAGUCCCAGAGCAGGAUUCCAUCGUGUGUGCAAGUCCACCACAACGUAGAGGGGCAAUUAUUGUCAAAUUGCCUGAAUCAAAGUGCAUGGGCCCCAAUGUCACAAUAACAACACAGCCAAAUGCUGAUAACACAGCCGUCUAUGAGGGCACAGCAUUGAUCCUGACCUGUGAUUUUAAAGGAAACCCAAAGCCAGCGGUGGUAUGGAAAAUCCACACCAAAAACCACGUGAAAGAAUUAGCUUUACCAUCUGACUCCGCAGAAUCCAUCGAAGACUCUUUACCAGCCUUCAAAAGUCAGAUAACAGUUUUAAAUAAUGGGACCCUUAUUGUUUCACAGGUCAGCAAGAAGGACAGUGGUAAUUACAGCUGUUCAGCUGCAAAUGAGUUUGGUACAGGUGAGGAUCUGUUUAUAGCAGAGGUGGUGGCUUUACCAAAACCUACACCCACAACAAUUGUGACGGAGAUGCCAGCUUUCACUAAAUCCAAGCCGUCAAUACACCAACCACUGUCUAAAAUGUCCAUAUUUGAUCCUUUCCUUUCCGCUGACAUAAAGAGAAAAGACAUUAUUGACGUCAUUCCCACUCUACCGCCAACCCGGGAGGCUCAUACUGCCUACGAUGAACAAACACCAAGGUAUCCACCACAUGCUAGCAAAUGUGGCCUGACUGCUAACACAAGGUACAUCUCCAACCACGGCUUCAACGGGAGCCUGGAGGAUGUCAAGCAGUACACGUUCAAUUUCGGUGUCAUCGCCUUGGGUGUGUCUGAAACAGAGGCAAAGGUGCGCCUCAACCCCCUCCUCCUACCCAAAGACAAGACUGGUGUCCGAGUCAGUGCCGCCGCCGACAUCCAUGAAGGCCCUCUAGGUUCUCCGGGAGCGCCCGGAAAGGUCCACUCUAACAGCUUGUUUCUCUGCAUCACCGCUGACCACAAACACUCUGCUGUCCAAUGGUCGAGAAUCCAAGAGGGUGUCAACAUGUAUAUGUUCAGCAAUUUACGCCCCGGGACAAAUUAUUCCCUCUGUCUGACCUACAGUGGGGAGGACUGUGAGGUCCAAGUCCUUUUCACCACCAGGAGAAGGGUGCCUAACUUGCUGAUCAUCAUCUCAGUCAGCAUUUGCCUUCUGACUGUAUCCACCGUGCCUCUACUUGGAGCCACUUGCUUCCACCUGGUCUACAAGUACCGGGGAAAGACGUACAAGCUGAUACUCAAGGCGAAAGACCAGUACCACAUGGAGAGGAACCUCGCCGCUAACUUCAACAUGCACGCGCCUUACACUGACUCACGGAGGAGGAUUAACGACAGCGAGCCGGAUGAGGAGGAAGGGGAGAUGGAGCGCGGAGGAGGAGGACAGAGAGAUGAGGACACGGAAGAAAGCAUGGUGACUGAGUCCUUCACCCUGUCUCAGUGCAGGGGCAACUCGGAGGACUGCGAGGUGGGAUCCGAGUACAGCGAUCGCCUGCCAUUAGGAGCUGAGGCUGUCACCAUCACAAGCAACUACACAUAUCCAAACCACUGA
Lampris incognitus (smalleye Pacific opah) is the source of this 2133-nucleotide messenger RNA. RefSeq names its product immunoglobulin superfamily containing leucine-rich repeat protein 2-like. Gene Ontology annotation, molecular function: protein binding. Lineage: Eukaryota; Metazoa; Chordata; Actinopteri; Lampriformes; Lampridae. The record is from RefSeq and is a predicted model, not a curated record. The transcript has a single exon. The coding region runs from base 1 to 2133 and encodes 710 amino acids.